Messenger RNA from Harmonia axyridis, 736 nucleotides. Its product is annotated as SPRY domain-containing protein 7. The coding region runs from base 46 to 663 and encodes 205 amino acids. Gene Ontology annotation, molecular function: protein binding. The transcript has 4 exons. Lineage: Eukaryota; Metazoa; Arthropoda; Insecta; Coleoptera; Coccinellidae. The record is from RefSeq and is a predicted model, not a curated record.
CUGACAUCUUUUGGAGGUUAAGUUAUUAUUAUUUAAACUGAAAAUAUGACAAAUGCAUCAGUGUUUUGUUGUUUGAGAGGUUGCUUAGAUGGCUUCAAAUACACAGAAAAUGUACCAAGUAUGCCUAAGGAAAGUCCAAUCCGAUUGGAUACAAAUUUUAUGGGAUAUGAGGUAGUAAUAGUCAAAGGGGGACAAAGGGUUUGUGGUGCAGGUGCAGCUUUAGGUAAUGCUCCAUUAGUCCAGUCUAAAUCUUAUUUUGAAGCUAAAAUACAACAAGGCGGUUCUUGGUCUAUAGGCCUAGCUACAAGACAGACUGAUUUAAGCUUAACGCAAGGUGGUAUGGAUGAACAUUCAUGGGCCUUAUGUAGUGACCAUAUAAUAAGACAUAAUAAAAAAGAAUUGUUCAAAAUUUACACAGGAGAUGCAACAGAAGGAAUACAUUUACAAGAGGGAGAUCUCAUUGGUGUUUCUUAUGAUCACAUUCAACUCAAAUUUUACGUUAAUGGAAAAGAAUUAGACCAAAGUGUAACUAAUGUUAAAGGAACAGUUUAUCCUGCUAUAUAUGUUGAUGAUGGGGCCAUUGUAGAUAUAAUAUUAGAUAACUUUAUUCAUUCAUCUCCUCCUGGAUUUGAGAAAAUAAUGCUGGAACAGUCUUUGCUAUAAAGUGCAAGUGCACCUAAAUACAUUUGUACAUUGCACUAUUAUUUAUUGAUGUAUUAAAUACCCUUAAAAUCAA